This is a messenger RNA of Bombus pyrosoma, 10677 nucleotides long. RefSeq names its product mannosyl-oligosaccharide 1,2-alpha-mannosidase IA (gene alpha-Man-Ia). Gene Ontology annotation, cellular component: endoplasmic reticulum; Golgi membrane. Gene Ontology annotation, biological process: carbohydrate metabolic process; N-glycan processing; sensory perception of smell. The transcript has 10 exons. Gene Ontology annotation, molecular function: odorant binding; mannosyl-oligosaccharide 1,2-alpha-mannosidase activity; calcium ion binding. The record is from RefSeq and is a predicted model, not a curated record. NCBI's taxonomy places the organism in Eukaryota, Metazoa, Arthropoda, Insecta, Hymenoptera, Apidae. The coding region runs from base 1790 to 3505 and encodes 571 amino acids.
ACUCGUGGAAUCCUGAGUCGUGUCAGUGCUCCGGCGGACGCGAUCGCGCGCGAGUGUGUCGUUCAGUAACGUUGUUACACCGCUGGAAGAACGAAGUGAACGGAGAAAAGGGAGUAGAAAUACUUAGAAGGAUCUACCCACAGGUGCGUGUUUCCGGUGUAGUGAACGAGCAACGAAGAACAACAGGGACACGAGUGACAGCGAUAAUCAGCACUAUAUUUCUAACGUUAAAAACGAUUCACCCGCAAAAGGAAAAUUCUGCUUCGCGUUCGUUGUGAUCUUUUAACGUGUUUUCAAGAAUCCGACCUUCUCACUUUUCCCAGAGGUUCUCAGAGGUUCCCAGAGCUGUAAGAAUGUACUAGGAAAACCAUAGAAUUGGAAACUAAAGUAUAAUAGUCGGACGAAGAGUAUGUUCUUGGAUGUCGACUUCUUCGUUGAAAAUUCUUCUGCGUGCUAAUAAUAAUCUUCCGAAUGAUUCCUUCUUUUUAAUGGAUCGUUAAGAAGAGUACGUACAAUUAAUAGUUGAAAUUGAUAGCUUUAUACGUAUUCUCCACUUUCCGUCCUUGGCGGCUGUUACUACUGAAUUUCGUACCGAUACGCGAUCUACGACACGCUUAUCGAUCGUAUCGCGUUCCCAUUGUGUUCCUCGAAUGCAUAAAAGUCUUGUCGAUGAAUCGUCGACAUUAAACGUGUAGGAAAUAUUUCGCGAGAUCGAAAGUCUGACGGCUACGAUAUUUACUCGAGGUAGUCGCUAAUAACUCAAUCGUUGUUUUUAUUUGUUUGUUGUUAAUAUUCAAUCAUAUCGUUGCUCUGUCGUACAUGAUUGCGGCGUUUCGUUCGACUGGCCUGUAACUCACGUUCGAGACAUACGUGUCUGUGAUUUCGCGCGACGGAAACGUAUCACUGGCAACGCCGUCGAUACGACGCCGAGCCUUCCGGCGCGUCAACGGAGGAAUUUACUUGUUCGUGGGACCAACAUUGCCAGCUAGACGUUUCUCGAAGAGAAGUCUCGACGGUGUCCGUGCAUCCGGUAAACAGGUUAUGCGUGGUCGUGUCGCGACAAAAACUCUGCCAGGCUUAGUCGAAACGUUCGAAUAAGCUCGUUGUGUCUAUGACUCGUUCGGUGUCGUGAAUUACGCGUGACGAUGUGCGAUUGAGAAAUCUUUGCUGAAAUUUGAAAAAUAUAAACAAGCAUCGUGCCCUUCGCUCGAGAGAGUGCGUCGUUAUACGUAUGUAUGUGUAAUACGGAGUGCAGAAGUCGCGUCGAUUAGGCUGUUCGAUAACCCAGUGUGUCCGGCAAAGUGAAAACGUGAAUGAUAAUUGGCGAUAGACGAUACAACGAUUCGAUAUUCACGUUUGGUGCGUUUAAUUAAAGGCUUGUUCUUUCAUCGAAAGAAGUACAAAAGUGAAAGAAGCUACGAAAAGAAGGAGAAGAUAUUCGUGAAAAGCUGCGGACCGUGAUAAGAAAUAGAAUUUUUGAAGAAGUAUUUGUGACACGUUCGUUGAUAUCCAGAAGAAUACAACGAUUUAUUCGGCUGGCUUGCUUCAAUUCUCAUCCAUUCGCGUCUCCAGAAACAGCUGUCGAGAAUUUCGAGUCGAUGAGAUCGAAGCAGCGGGACGCGAGCUGAAAACGCGCGGCUGCCGUCGUUGAAGGCUACUUAAAACGACCAUUGAGCAUUCGUCAGGGUGCUCGAAUUACCCACAACAGGUGGCUCGCAACUCCGCCAAUACGAGCGCAACAUCUGCAACUCCGGGCGGCUUGUGGGAGUGCAGCAAGUGCCUGGACGAGAUGCGGCUGAUGCAGAGGCUGGCGAUCAGCGGACUCCUGUCCGUGAUACUGAUCGUCCUUCUGACCGGCACGUUCGUCACGCGUCGCGACUUGGCGAACGUCGUCGAACGUGGUGUGGGGCCGGAAGAGCGAAACGAACAGCAAGUAAAUCCAGCCUGGGUACAGAGCAACGUGGUCCCGGGCCAGGAUGAGCCGAAACCCGAAGAUAAGGAUCGACGACCGGAUUUCAAGCAUAGACAGGUCGAGCCAUCCGCGGUUGGACCCCCGCCGAUUUCUGUACCCGGACCCUACGUCAUUAGACCGCCUAAUCCACCUCUGGAUGAUGUGACUAAUCAGCGCCGCGAGAAGAUCAAAGAGAUGAUGAAACAUGGCUGGGACAACUACGUGAGGUACGCCUGGGGAAAGAACGAGCUGAGACCAAUCUCGAAAAGGGGCCACAGCGCUAGUAUCUUUGGUGCUUCAAAUAUGGGUGCAACUAUCGUCGAUGGCCUCGACACCCUGUACAUCAUGGGUCUACACGACGAAUUCAAGCAAGGCCGUGACUGGAUCGCUGAGAAUCUCGACUUCGAUAUCAACUCGGAAAUAUCCCUCUUCGAGACGAACAUUCGUUUCAUGGGAAGUCUGCUGGCGUGUUACGCUCUCACCGGGGACGUGAUGUUCCGGGAUAAGGCGGCUCAGCUCGGCGAACGGAUGUUGCCCGCUUUCCAGACGGAAACCGGAAUUCCUCAUUCCCUCAUCAAUCUCCAUACCGGGGCGAGCAAGAAUUAUGGCUGGGCGAGCAGCGGGUGCAGCAUCCUCUCCGAAAUUGGCACGAUGCAUCUCGAAUUCACCUACCUCAGUGACAUCACGGGCAAUCCGGUUUUCAAGAGCAAGGUCGAGAACGUAAGGAAAGUGCUGAAGAACCUGGAGAAACCGAAAGGACUCUACCCCAACUAUAUUCACCCGAAGACUGGAAAAUGGGGCCAACAUCACAUGUCGUUGGGAGGUCUCGGUGACAGUUUCUACGAGUAUCUAUUGAAAGCGUGGAUUCAGUCCGGCAAAGAAGACGUCGAAGCCCGACAAAUGUACGACGAAGCGAUCGCGGCUAUAGAUCAACACAUGAUCAAGACAUCACAGGGCAAGCUGCUGUACGUGUCGGAUUUAAAAUACGACAGGCUCGAGCAUAAAAUGGGACAUCUGGCGUGUUUCGCUGGUGGUAUGUUUGCAUUGGGAGCGAAAACCCACGAAAACGAACUGUCUGAGAGAUACAUGACGAUAGCCGCUGGUUUGACCAACACGUGCCACGAAUCCUACGACAGAAGUUACACGAAACUCGGACCGGAAGCCUUCCAUUUUAUCGAGGGUAACGAAGCGAAGAGUUUAAAGAACGGCGAAAAAUACUACAUUCUUCGGCCAGAGACCUUCGAAUCGUACUUCGUGAUGUGGCGACUGACAAAGGAUCCGAAAUACCGUGAAUGGGGCUGGGAAGCUGUUCAAGCGCUCGAGAAAUACUGUCGCGUUCCAGGAGGCUUCACCGGACUCCACAAUGUUUACUUGGUCGAUCCUCCGCAGGACGACGUGCAACAGAGCUACUUCUUCGCCGAGACGCUCAAGUACCUCUACCUGCUGUUCAGCGACGACGAUCUCAUAAAUCUGAACGACUGGGUGUUCAACUCCGAGGCUCACGUGCUUCCCAUCAGGGGCAACCCGCUGUACCGGGCGUCUCCCUCUUUAUAAUUCAAAGGAAACUCUCACACCUGGAAGAAAACGACACACCGACGACACAGCAAGACCGUUCUAACAUCUCGAAACAAUCGGAAGUCGUCCGCUGUGCACCAGGAAGGGAGAGCAACAACGUGAGAGAUGAACAAGAAGAGGGAAUAACUCGGAACUACAAGAAACGAGAAAGAGAAGAAAAAGCAACGCAAAAAUUCAACAGUGUACGCGAUAAGAAAAUACAAGAAAAAAUAGAACAGUGAACAAGUUUCUGGAUUUAGAAGGUAAAAAAAGAAAGGAAAAAAAAGAAAAGGAAAAGAGAAAAGAAAGGGAGAAAGGAACAAAUUAACGAACGCGUUAUUACCUGUGAAAAAUUAUAGACAGAUCGAUGAACAGUGAAAAAAAUAGGAAAAUGGAGAGAGACUGGGGAGGCGGAACGACGACGUGGAUACUCAGCUCGCAAAAGCCACGUGUCGCCGCGGUGAAUACAAUUAAAAAUAAUUAUUUUAGGUAAAACGAGAUAUACUAGGGGACAGGGAGAGCGUGGAGAAGAUGAUAACGAACGUUAUUUAAGCGACAAACUAUACAGAUGAAGAAUUACACGGAGACACAUACACACACACAUACACACAGAGUACGUUUGUAAAUAGCGAAAAAAGAAGGAAUGUGUGAACAAAACUAUAUAAUAGAUCGCGCGAGAAAGAGGGAGUGAAAGAAGCGAGAGACGAGAGAAUAAGGGAAACGUAUGCUCGAGCGAAAGAGACAAUUUGAAAUAGAGAAAGAAUGCGUGUAUGCGUGUGAGAGAGGCAGAAACUAGAAUGAAAAUUUAAUCGUUUGCCUGAAUGUUUGACCCAUUUUCUUUUUUCGCCUGCGACAUGAAAAUGGUCUAGGCAGCCGAACCUAUUUCAAGGAAGAUCCGAAUACCGAACGUUCCAGUCAGAUCUCUUGGUGAUUAUGGCGAAGCUGUUCAAUCGGUGUUUCUCUUUUCCUUCUUCCUUCUGUUCGAGCUUUUUUGAAAACGUGGCACUCUAACGUCCGAGAGGUAAAAAUAAAAAAAAAGAAAAAAAAUCGAAAAAUUAUAAAAUUCUCUGACAAAUAACGAAAAUAAUUGUUUGCUAAAUAAUUAGUCGAUGUAAUUGGUUUGGGAAUUCGUAUUUUAUGGGAAAGCAUUUAGAUCGAAAUAGGUAAUUAUUUAAAAAAUAAAAUUUCGUAUAACUACGUUAAGAACGUUUGAAAAAAAAAAGAAAGAAAAAGACACCAGUCCUCCAAGAAGAUCGAUCAGUGGAUCUAUAAGUUAUUCUUGUUUUAAUUAACAAUUAUAUCGAUCGCUGAUCGAUCUCGCCACUUUUCAGACUUCACCGACACAAGACCUUCUUCGCGGCUUUUUCUAUCUUUUUCUACUUUUUGAAUAAACGACACACUGCGCCUCGAUCGUCUCGGUGGCAGAAAGCGCCGAUGGAAAUUCGUUCGAUCCGAUCGCGCUACGUAUUUGAUGCGACGAUUUUAUUUUAAGUUUUACCGGCUACGCGCGUGUUUUAUAGAAAUCAAAGUUCACGGAAUUGUUAAUAAAUCGAUAUUUGUCUUUGUUUAGAAAUUUUAAUAUAUUUAAUUACGAACGAAGGGUAACUCUCGUUUCUCUUUAAACAAACUGUUAUCAUAAUUCGUAAAAACAUGAAAUAAAAUCAAAAGACGACAUUAGUAUUUUUGCAUUUUAUACCGUGUGAAUCCAUUUAUGCUUAGAAUGAAUAUUUUAUUGGAAUACCGGAGUUUCAUUGUUUGAAAUAACGCAGUUAUUGAAAUUUGGAAAUCUCCUUAGAAAUACGAGUGCAGAGUUUACAGAAGCUGGAGCAUAAAUGGGUUACGUUUAAAAGUUCCUUACAUAUCCUUUUGUUUCUGCGUCGCGUUCGGCUGAAUUUUAAGGCGAAUCGCCAAGUGCUUCCAUGUAACUGGCUGGAGAAAAUUUCGAAGAAGUUUCAGCCGAAACUUUUCUAUGGAAUUCGUAGUUUGAAUCUUUAUGGGCGUAAUAUGGAAAAGGAAUAAGCGUACGAGGAAACGUAAGGAAAGAUUUUACGAUUUUCGAGCGUGUUUAACGGCGAUGUGAAGCACAAGAGCAAAAGCAUCGGCUACUUGUGCGAAUAACGAAUGGUAUCGAUGGAAGAACAGGCUUGAUUUAUUUCACGUAUUUUACAUAUUUAUACGUUUGAUAUCUUCUUAUUAUUUUUACCAUCGCCAAAAUUCUUUACGAAAAAUUUCUUAAGUGUUGCAAAUUAUUUCCGUAAAAUACGAAAAAUUCAAUGAAUUAGUAGAUUUAUCAUAAAACACAUUUAGAAUAUUGACAAAGCACUGCUAGAUUAUUUUAAUAAAUAUCUAAAUAUUUUAACGGUAUUGAUCUUAAAAUUUAUCUUACUUUUAUCAUUUAUCUUACAUUUAAAAUUUAUCUUACAUUUUACUUUUAUCUUAAUAAGGAAAUAUAUAUUCGAUGUGAAUUCUUUCAUCGAUGCAACGAAUGGUUCUCAAAAAUGUCAAUUAUCCAUCAAAGAAAUUAGAAAAAGAGCAAUCUUCAAAAUACGAAAUUUAAACCAUCCAUUCAUUUAACGAAAGAAUCAAUUUUCAUUUCUUCGACAAGUUAUAUUGCCUGAAAAAAUCAAAAAUCAUCCCCCAGUACAAUCUUCAUCACGAUGAACAUCAACUAGAGGGUUGCCCUUCGGACAACGAAAUGUAAUUAUUAUUAAUAUUAUGCAAAGAUGAGAAAUUGGCUGGCAAAAGAUUCGAUCUUACUUUCUUCUUGAUAAACCAGCAGGAUUCUAUUCUUCUAUUGUUUUCAAAAAAAUCUUCGAUGUAAAAUUCAAACAUGAAAGACGCACAUUAGCAACGAUUCUUUCAUAUUUGUCCAAACUUGAGAGAUUUUUUAACGAUAGAAAAUCGUGAUCGAAUUGCCAAUUAUCACGAUAUAGGAUACGAUCACCGUCUUUCGCUCUUGCGCCCUUUGCAUGGCCAUCUUCUCAACUUUGCUCAAUAGAAAAAUUCAAAACCACUGGACUGGAGAUGUUUACACAGAUUCGUAUUUUUAUGAACGCAAUGAAACGAAAGACAAUAUUUGAUUCACCCACUUAAUAUUAUCUUUAAUCGAGAAUCGAAAGCUUCUGCGUUGCUACUGUACAUUAAACGCCAUUGAGAAACAAAUGUGGCACUCGUUCUUCGAAUCGCAGUAUUAAAAUACAAAUUCGAGCUAUGUCUCGGAUAUUUUUUAUAUUUUUCCGCAUUGCGUGCAUUUUCGCACCAUUAAAUUUUCCCGAAGCACGUAAACAUCCGCAGUCUAGCGAUCACCGUUGCAUCGAUUCUCGCGUUCGACAGCAUCAUCCAUCGAAUGUUCGUCUCGUGGAAGGCUUUCAGCCAUCGAGCUGCCGGAAUCAACGUGCAGCCCCUGAUCAGUAGUUUCCGGUGCAAGCGUAACCUCACGAGACUCAUAUUUUUUCCUUGUGUGUGUUGAACAAAUCAAAAAUCGCGAGCCAAAUUCCUACGUCGUAUCCAUCAUUGACCCUAUGCAGAGAAGACUGGAUCAUUGUCGACGCGAUUGUCGAAUAUUUUAUUCUAUUGAAACAUCGAUAAAUGUAGCUUCUCCACUCGUCUAUGACAAUCGAAUUUACUUAAAAAGUAAAACCGUAAAACCUUAAAAAAUUUAGAACAAUACUGUCGCUUUUAGUCAAAAUAUCCCACGUAGCAUUUUUUCAUUUUUCAAGAUACGCUGAAGCAUUUGAUAUUUUUACCUGUGUUUCUUGCCUUGCGAGUAAAGUUACAUUAUGCAGGCUGUAGCGAUACGAUGACUAAAAAUUUCAAAUUGAUCGAAGAGAAUGAUAUAGUUGGAGCUUUUCUAGGUUUUAAAUAGCAGAUGGGAGAUUUUGAUCAAAGAGGACAGAAUAAUCAUCGAGUCCACAUCGAUCGUCUCCAUAAAUUGCAAAUUAGAAAAAAUUGAUAUCGCUGUUGUUUUUUAUUUUUAUCUUAAAAUUCGCUAUCAACCAUGUCACUUCAUUGCGAUAAAUAAACUUACCGGAGUCUCCUAUUCGAUUCCUAAAAAUCCAACUGCUACCGUACGCUUCUGCGUUGUACAGUAAAAAAGAAAUUCAGAAAAACUAGAAUUGGUCAAGCUAAGUUAACUGAUAGCUUCGCGUAAUCGUAAUUUAGAAAGAGACAAACAUGAUACACGUACGUGAGACGGAAUUGAUUCAGCCUUCGUUGUCAGAGGGUUAAACGAUCGACAGAAGGAUGAGUCGCGCGCGAUUUUCAACGAAAGGGGAAAAGCGUAAAAGCGACGCGCGAAAUCAGUCGCGCGUGGUAGUUUAGUAAACGAUGUAGCAACCGAUAAACUAGCGUGUACAUAGAUGAAAAGAUUUCAAAGGAGAAAAGUAAAAAAAGAAAGUCAUAUUCUAUAGGAGGUACGAGGCGUAGAAACAGAGUUAUAUAGAGGUUACUGGAUGUGUAAUUGUAUAGGCUUUGCAACGAACGUGCGCAAGAAGAGAGAGAGAGAGAGAGGAUAUGUGUGCGUGAGAGUGGAGAUACGUGAGAGAUAUUGUAAAUUCGAGUUGUCAAGACGCGUUUCGAGUUCGAGUCGGAUGCGUUCCCAUGUUGCGAAGCUGCGUUCUAUUACGAAUAACGAGCAGCGUUCUUGGAAAGAUAAAGAUAACUUUACGAAAUGUAAAAAUUAGGUUUGUUCCUUUUCGUCAUUUUUGUAGAUUUAUAAGUUUCAAAGAUUUUAAUCGGCGACAAUAAGAAUUAAAGUAUGUUGGUUAUUUAAAGGUAUACGAAAUAGAUUUCCGUAAUAUUUUUUUAGAAAAAUCCCUUGGUUUUCGUAAUUUUUGUAGGUUUCUAAAUUAACCGAAUACUUCGAAAGUACAAAAACCUAGACUGUCGUAGUAUUUCAUAAAGAUUAAUAGGUGGACCUUUUACAGCGAGCUUUUUAGAAUGAUCAAAUUUUGAACAAUUAUUUCUCAACGAUUAAUUGAUAACGCAUAACGAAACUUUGGAUUUCGAGAAUUUGAGACAGAUACGAAUUAAGCAAACAACAUUUCAAAUUGCAAAACCAAAAAUGGAAAUCAUCGAUUCCUAACGAAGAAGAUUUAUACCAUCGCUUACGAAUGUUUGAAGCUCUUCUGUAACUCGAUGUACGAGGAUCUUCGAAAUUUAAAACACUGCCUGACUCAAACCGCCGACAUUAUGUGAGCGAUUUUCGUCCUCUUCUUUCAGGAAUCACGCGAAUAUUCUUAUACAAUUUAACAAAACGAUUGUCGAAAGGGAAACUAUAGAACGUAUUUUUAUAACAAGAAAAGAAAGAGCGCAACAAAAGAGUGGGAUAUCAAACGAUCGAAUCAACAAAUCUUUUUUCCCAAGUAUCGACUGUCGUUUUUCGCAAUUAAACGCAGCAGAAGGGACGGGAAAUAUCGAAGAAACACGUGUCCUUGAUCGAGGACCGAUCUCGAGGAAUUUCCCACAUCCGCUUUCCAAACAAUCAGCGAGUCGAUGACUAAGACGGCCAGAAAGUUACUUAAUAUAUUAUAACAUAAUGAUACUUUACGCCUCUUGCCUUUUUCGUUCCUCGGGCUCGGAUGGCCGCUCGGAAAUUUACUAUUUCGAGCGUUCAUCCUUGGAACAGAAGCAAGACACCAUAGAAUGUAUACACUCAACUAUACGGAAGUACAUGCGUAUGUUUCUUGUACAAGAUGGAAACGAAAUGCUUAAACACGAGAAUUGACAAAGAAACAAAAGAAACGAGCAGGUGUUUCGAUUGCAAUUUCUCGUACGUUGUGUGUUUCUAAGAGAUUCAUUGAUCCUUGACACAGUUACGAUUAUCAUUCGUUCAUGGACGUUCAUUGUUACUGACGUGUUCUGAAGCGAUCUAUUCAAAAUAAUUCGUUCGUCGAUUCUUCGUUUCGUUUUGAAAUGGAAGCUUCCGUGGGGAAACUUCGUUCAAUUCGAAUACGAAGAAAGAGAUAUUUUUAGAAGAUGUUUGCGAUUUUGACCCGAAAUAGACACUUGUAAUUAUUUAUUACGAAUUUAAAUGUAUAUAACUAUUAAAGAAUCGUGUUACUUUGAAUAUAUUCGUCGUUAUUAUUUAUGACAAUGUAGGAAGGAACAACGAAUACCAUCGAAAUUUCAUUUGUCAAGGAAGAAUCGUUUCGACGACGUGGUAACAACGGACAGACCGAGAAAACUUCAGUGUCUUCUAACGCGUGGAACCAGCUCACUCGGAAUUGGACGAGCAAGCGAUCUUCGUUUUCCUCCCUUUCCGUAGGAACAAAUCGAUCGAACAAAACAAUUCUAUUUUGCUGCUGAUAUUAUAUACUUACACGAGCAAAGAAAUAAAACGACAAAGGGAAACCGUUAGGUCGUUGUCCUGUGUAAAGAAAAAAAAAAAACAAAUUAUUAUUUAUAAUAGUAACGAAAAGAUUGUCGCUGAUCUAACAGAGCGACGACGAUGGACGAGGAUAGAUUCGACGGUGAUGAAGAUAGUAAUAAACGAUAAUUAGCCUAUACAUAUAUUUGUGAAUAGAUAUUUAAUAAUUUAUUGUUAACUAGAGUAUUUUAUUUGAAGGAUUUUCAUUAAACGGGGUUUCGGGUACCAAUAAUAUCGUUUCUUACGCCAGAGAAAAAAAGGGGUUAGAAAAAAACAAGAGACAGAGCGAGAGAGAGAGAGAGAGAGAUUGUAUGAAAGCGAUUAUGGUGUGAGUAAAGAGAGUGAAGAAAAAAAAUAAUGAGAUUAAAAUGAGCGACAAUUUCUACGUGCGCUUUUGUCAAAGAAUCGAGAGAGAGAGAGAGAGAGGGAGGUAGAGAAGAAAAGAUAGAAAACAGUUUCUUAGCUUUACUUACCUAAUUUUUGUAAGCAGAGCGACAACAAACAGACGCCGGUAAGAGGAAAAAUAAAAUGGUGUAAAAGAAAACAAAUUAUAUAUAUUAUAUAUUUAUCGUUGGUCGAAGAACGGAGAGAGGAGAACGGGUGAACGAGAGGAAAAAGAAUAAUAGAAUAAAAUGUAAAACGAUGAGCGCGUCGCGCGCCAGCAUUCGACGCAAACUAUAAUUAUACUUGUAAAUACAGUACACGAUUUAGUGAUAAUACGGGGGUUUUACUUUUAACAGCUUUAUGUGAUUAUUACUUUGUCAUGAUCAAUGAAAUAAAUAAAUGAUGAUAAUACUUUAAUCUA